This is a messenger RNA of Paramacrobiotus metropolitanus, 3484 nucleotides long. Its product is annotated as nuclear pore complex protein Nup93-like. Bases 190 to 2670 code for a protein of 826 amino acids. Gene Ontology annotation, biological process: poly(A)+ mRNA export from nucleus; protein import into nucleus. Lineage: Eukaryota; Metazoa; Tardigrada; Eutardigrada; Parachela; Macrobiotidae. The transcript has 7 exons. Gene Ontology annotation, cellular component: nuclear pore. The record is from RefSeq and is a predicted model, not a curated record. Gene Ontology annotation, molecular function: structural constituent of nuclear pore.
UCGCAGAUGGUUUCUUUGUAGUAGUGGCAGGUUGCUUUUUAAUCGUCAAAAUAUUAGUUAUAAUAUACUACCCGUAGCGUGGUCGUAAUUAUAAUAAUUAUAUUGUUGCAGUGUAAGCCAGUGUUGCAUAAAACCAGUGAAGAGCAGUUUUCAGUAAAAUUGUUGAAGUCCCGGCGUUCAUGGCAGAAAAUGGAAAGGGGGUCGUUAAAAAACCCGCUCAACAAAACACUUGAUUCCAUGGAUUGGAGCGCCGCACGAUCUGUCCAGAAUAGUUCUACUAUGGAUGUGUCCUACCCCACAACGCUUGCGGAAGAAACUGGACUCCGGCAUAUAAAAGCGGAAAUGGUCACUGGUUAUCGUAGCGUUCUUCUCCAGAUGAACGAAGCUGCAGGGUCAAACGGCGUACUGGGAAAAUUCGGAACCGAUGUGGAUGGUUUGACCAUCCGUUCUCUUCCGCGUGACGUUCAGGAGUCUUUAGAUGAAAAGUACUUGGACGAUAUCAAAAGUCUUGCGGACGGAGAUCGAUCGUUCAUCAGUGGUUUACAAAAUCGUUUGAAGAAUGCCGCACUCCGAGGCGACCUGGAGCGGUGCAACACGGAGGUGCUUCGCGAUAUGGCCAAAGUGUCGCACAGUGGUUAUUCCGGAUUACUUCUAUCUCAGCGCUCUAAUUUAGCGAAGAUGAAAUCUUCGCAGGCUGGUUUUCUUGCUGAUAUGCAAAGUGGUGAACGAGCUAUGACUCUUAUGGAGGUUGAAUAUUCCCGCGCGUUGCGGGAGUGCAAUGAAAGUAUUCUGUGCUCUACGCCGUUCGACUCCGUUGAUGUUUUCUUCGAGAAAGUAAAGGAUUUCCCGGAACAGAAUGCGGUGCAGUUAUGGAAAACCUUCCGGCACGUAAUCUCUGCCUUGUCAGAAUGCGACAGUGAUCAAGACCUUGUGAAAUUCCGUGAAUCUGAAUUGUUCGCGGUGCCGCUAAUCCAGGCUGCCCGAAAUUUUCUGGAAACAUGCGCAUUUGAUAGUAUUGCUUCUCGCGCCCGUGUUUCGCCGGUUCCAGAAGAACUUUCAACCCAUUCUCAUGUGAUUAUUACCUACACGAAAAGCCAGAUGAUGAAGCAUAAAAUUUCGACCGCGUUACCGAGUGGACGGAUACAUAAUCUUCCCGCAUGGAUGUUAAUCUUUUAUAGCCUCCGAGUGGGGGAUGUUGCUACUGCCAUUGAAUUCGCCAAUCAGGGCGAUAGCUCUACGAAGACUUUUGUUCAGUACCUGUAUGAUUACAACCGCAAUCAGCGGCGUUUAAGCCCCGAAAAGGAACGCGAAUUGCGGAACUUUUAUUCGCGUCAGUUGCCAUCGCUGAAAGAAGACCCGUACAAGCAAGCGUGUUAUUCUGUCAUUGCCCGAACAGAUUCUUCCGAAUCAUUUGGCCAGAUCACCGUUACUAUUUCGGACUGGCUGUGGCUGCAGUUGUCACGAGUAGAACUGAACGCAAAGGGAUCGACUUUGCCAAACUUGCAGUCUCUCGUGCAACAGAAAUUUGACGGGAAGAACUGUGAUGAUCUGCAGACGUUUUUGGUGUAUCUGUUGACUGGUCAGUUUGAAGCGGCCAUCGAGAAGCUGUCACAGACCGAAACAUAUCGCAUACAUGCUGUCCACAUGGCCAUUUGUCUAAAGCAGAGUAAUUUAUUGCUUGUAAACAAUGGUGUGAUGGAUAUGAUAUCGCCCGAUGCCAAUGAGCUGCGCUAUUUGGAUUUCGUGAAUUUGGUUGAGGAAUAUACGGCACAUGUUCGCAAACGCUUCCCUGAUGUUGCUUGUGAAUACUAUUUCCAGCUUGGCGAUGUGAUGUUGGAGACCGGGGCUGAUCUGGCUUUCAGCAGCUUCUUUGAAUGGAACAUCUGGAAAUUGGCCAGAGAUUUGGCUGAUGAUAUGAAUAAACUGUUGAAAUUAUUUGGCGACGUCCGGGUGGAUGCAUCCAAUGGGAAACGAGCCAGAGUUACUGGAAUUAUUUAUAAAUUCUCACCCAAUCCUGAGUCUGUGAUAGCUCGAAUUGCCGAAAAAUUUGAUGCAGAGGGAUUGUUUGAACCGGCAGUAAAACUUUAUGAGAUUGCUGGACAGGGUAAAGCGCUAAUGCGAACUCUGCUUAGAGAAUUGUGCGAUGUUGUUCUCCAUGUUGUUCCUAAUCCGAGACGCUCUGCGGUACAGAAGCUUGCAGCGGCUUACACUAACAGAUUGCAGGAUAACAGCGAGAAUGAUCUCGUGAUGUCUAACGUUUCGUUGCUGCUGGAUGUUCUCUCCUUCUACGAAUUACUAGAUAGAAAAGAUUUGGAUUCUGCCAUACAAAUCCUUGAACGGUCGCGUUUUGUACCUUUGAAUGUGGAGACUCUUCGUGAAUCCUUGGAGAUCUAUCAGAUAGUGCUAACGCCUGACGUGAGGCAGUGCAUCCCUGAAGUCAUUUCGCAUGCUGCGCGUGCUCUGCUAUAUUGGUACCAGCAGGAAAAACGAUCUGCACGGGAAAUAAGAAACAGAACGAACUUCAGUUCACCUGAUAGGAAUGCUUCCAUGUUACAAGUUUAUACUCGGGACCGUUUACUAGUCCUCGUGGAAUUUUGCCGGCUGAUUCCACUACCACAAUGUCCUGAACUUGUGCAGACCUUGCUGAAUUUGGAAUCACAAGUUGAUUAAUACUGUCUUUCCUUGGACAACCUGAAGAUUACUUAAAUUUUUUGGGUUUUUUUCCACUUCCUGAAUACAUCAAUGUAAAAAUAUGUUUUUCCUUUUGGUGUGUUGUUCGGAUUUGAAAUUUUUAUGGCAUAGCCUUCGAUCAGUUGUGGGUAUCGGUCGUGGGUGUAAUCCAGAACGUCUCCAUGGGACCUUUGCCUUUGAUGUCAAUCAUGCCGCGUGGGAUAAUCUCAAAACAAGUGGAUGUUGUAUGGAGCAAAUGCACAGUAGCGGCAGUUAAAUGGAUUCUAGAUGGUGCGCUCUUAUUGACCAUCCGCGAAGCGACGUUAAUCGUGUCUCCAAAGCUACAACGAGACAAUCCAGCGCAGUAAAAAACGUUAGUAGCUCGACAUAGAUUGUUUACAUGCAAUAUCUUGGCCUGCUAAUUCCUAUUAUCCCGGCAGCGCAUGGUCCUGCGAAUUCACAUGGGUUAACGUUCGGAAAGAGGCGCACUUAAGUAAAGCAUUAUACUGUUACAAUUUAAUUGAUAAUUCGCGUUUGUACCUGUAUGUAUUCCCAGUUUCAGCUGGAGCUCCAGUAUUUGAAAAAAUUUUGCACUUGUUGUCAUGAGUGCCGAAGCCAAGUGGCAUAUAAUUUUUGCAUGGUCGUUAUCGUUCCUGAUCGGUAAACCGGAUGCAACCUUUUCAGUUAAAGUUACAUCUUGAAUAGUCUAUUAGACCGUAUUGUCUGAGUACUCGUGCACUACUGAAAUACCAAUUUGAUAUGGUUUUAAUUUCGAUGUAUAAAAUUUGCACGACUGUUGAAGAGUCCCGAUGUC